Malassezia japonica is the source of this 1383-nucleotide messenger RNA. RefSeq lists its product as uncharacterized. The record is from RefSeq and is a predicted model, not a curated record. Gene Ontology annotation, molecular function: triacylglycerol lipase activity. The transcript has a single exon. Gene Ontology annotation, biological process: lipid catabolic process. Bases 1 to 1383 code for a protein of 460 amino acids. Lineage: Eukaryota; Fungi; Basidiomycota; Malasseziomycetes; Malasseziales; Malasseziaceae.
AUGCUGCGGUUCUUGGCUCUUGCUGCUCUUUUUCUUGCGGCGUUUGCGCAUACCGCCUCGGUCGGCUCCCUGCUUCAGGCCCGUGCGAGCGCCGAGGGCAUUUACGAACCCCCGAACGGCUGGGAGAACAAGCAGCCCGGGACUGUGCUGCAGAGCUCAUCCAUCGAUUCUGCGCUCUUUUCGUUUGACAAGCUCAAGCUGAAGAAUGCAUACCAGCUCCUCUACCGUACGAGCGGCAGCGAUCCGAGCGAACCAGCUACGACGGUCACGACCGUGCUGGUGCCGAACCGUGCCAAGAAGAACCAAAUGGUCCUCCUGAUGCCCUACAUUGAUGCAAGUGGAAAGGAAUGCUCGCCAAGCUACAGCUUGCGCUACGGUACCAAGUCGUCCAAUGCCCCUGCGAUGUCGUACCAGAUUAUUUUGGCCACCGCGCUCCUGGACCAGGGUUAUACGGUGACGAUCCCCGAUUACCAGGGCCAGAGUGGCGCGUUCAGCGCGUCGCGCCUCGAGGGUCACAUGGCGCUGGAUGCCGUGCGUGCGACGCUGAACUAUAAGCCGCUUGGCUUCAACAGCAACACCAAGGUCGUGGGAUACGGCUACUCUGGCGGCGCGAUUGCUUCGGCGUGGGCUGCCGGUCUGCACUCGACCUAUGCCUCGGAGCUGAACGUAGUUGGCUGGGCGAUGGGCGGCACGCCCGUGAAUGUGACCGCGACAGUGGCCAAGAUCGACAACACGCUCUUUGCUGGUUUCAACAUGGUCGGCAUUGCCGGCAUGAUGUCCGCCUACCCCGAGCUGGACAAGUGGGCGCAGGAGCACCUUACGUCCGUCGGCCAAAAGGCGGUGUCAUAUGUGCGUUCGCACUGCAUGCUGGACACGCUCGCGCACUUUCCCUUUGAGAGUAUCUCUAGCGAGAAGUACUUCAAGAACGGCUCGACGCUGAUGCAGCAGCCUGCAGUCAAAAAAGUCGCCGAUACGCUGAUUGUCGGCACCGAUCCGAAGCUCACGCCCCGUGCUCCCGUGCUCAUGAUCCAUGCGCAGCACGACGAAGUAAUUCCGUUUGGUGCUGCGCAGGCGGCAGCACGCCGCUGGGCCACGCACGGUGCAGACGUCUUUUUUGCGCGCCAGACCGACUUUUACAUGGGCCACCUGGACACGGAGCUGCUGAACGUUCCCACCGUUCUCUUUUUCGUGGAGGACCGCAUGGCAGGCGAUCCCAACUUCCCCAGCGGCUUCACCGAGGUGGCGGUGUCGAACCCGUUGGCGGACCCCCGCAUUGCGAAGCAGGGCCUGGAGUCGCUUGUGCGGAGCAUCCAGGAUGUGUUGGGCCACGAGAUUGGUCCCAAAGACCAGCGCGUCAAGGACCGUAUUUUGGCGAGGGUGUAG